Messenger RNA from Oncorhynchus tshawytscha (Chinook salmon), 1710 nucleotides. Its product is annotated as NACHT, LRR and PYD domains-containing protein 1a-like. The record is from RefSeq and is a predicted model, not a curated record. NCBI's taxonomy places the organism in Eukaryota, Metazoa, Chordata, Actinopteri, Salmoniformes, Salmonidae. Gene Ontology annotation, biological process: regulation of apoptotic process. Gene Ontology annotation, cellular component: canonical inflammasome complex. The transcript has 9 exons. Bases 381 to 1088 code for a protein of 235 amino acids.
AAACAGAGAGAGUAGGAGUUACAAUAGAACUAGUUGUAAUUAGUAGUAGUAGUAAAUUAAAGUAUAUGGAACCGCCUUGUUUCACUACCAGGUAACUGAAACAGAGAGAGUAGGAGUUACAAUAGAACUAGUUGUAAUUAGUAGUAGUAGUAAAUUAAAGUGUAUGGAACCGCCUUGUUUCACUACCAGUUACACCUCCAGAUGGCGCUAGAGCAGCAUCCAAACUGCAUGAACCUGCUGCUCCCCUUAUGGACAUUUCAACCCACCCCCUCAACAGACGUCCAUUCUGCCCCCACCUCAAUGAAGCUGGUAGCCGCUUCUGAGAGGGAACAGAAGUCAGCAGGGGCAAAGAGGGCCAAACUCCCAGCACCUCUUCUGGAAUGUUGACCCGGUCUGGAGAGAAGCGUCGCCAUAUGGAAAGGAAGGAGGCUAAGGCACUUCACAUAAGGAGAUCUUCCAUGUUAGCUGUUCUAGACCUGCUGCUGACCACUCUGCAGGAGCUCACUGAAGAACAGCUGAAGAUAUUUCAGUCUCACCUGACUAUUGGCAGGAUGUUAGGCUUUCCUCCCAUCCCAGAGAGUCAGCUGGAGAACACUGACAGACAGGACACAGUGGAUCAGAUGGUGGAGAGAUACGGCCCAGAGGGAGCUGUGGAGAUCACAGUGGAGAUCCUGAGGGAGAUGAAUCAGCAUGAUCUCGCUAAGAAGUUACAAAGAGAUCACAGAGGAAAGAAAUGGAAAAAAACCUCACCAACAGAUGUCCCCUCUACAGUUUCAGCUGUUUCCCCUGCAGACCCUCCUGCCAACCCCUCUGCCCCUCCUGGUAGAGCCUUCAUCAGAAGACACAGGAUUGCUCUAGAAACUCGCCUGGGACUCUUACAGCCCAUAUUCCUGCGUCUCCAGAAUCGUGGGGUUCUGAUUGACGAGGAGAGGGAGGAGGUGGACAGCAAAUCCACCAAGACCCUACAGAACCAAGCCCUGCUGGACAUGGUGGUAAAGAAGGGGUUUCGUGCCCAGGAACACUUCUACCAGGUCCUGAAGGAAGUAGAUCCCUGCCUGGUCGAAGACCUGGAAGAGCAGGCAGUCUGAGAGGGAACCAUGGAUACAACAGCAUCAGGAUAAUAAUAUCACAAUACUAAUACAUGCUCUGAAAGAGACAGACAGACUGAGAGGUAACCAUGGAUACAACCUCAGAAGAUAUCAAAACAUUUAUCAGAAACAGAGAGCAGCACUUCGAGGAGCUACUGUCUACCAGACAACCUACCUGUGUUACUCUGGUACACUGGCUACAGACUACAAGAUCAGGGCUACUGUCUACCAGACAACCUACCUGUGUUACUCUGGUACACUGGCAACAGACUAUAAGAUCAGGGCUACUGUCUACCAGACAACCUACCUGUGUUACUCUGGUACACUGGCUACAGACUAUAAGAUCAGGGCUACUGUCUACCAGACAACCUACCUGUGUUACUCUGGUACACUGGCUACAGACUGCAAGAUCAGGGCUACUGUCUACCAGACAACCUACCUGUGUUACUCUGGUACACUGGCUACAGACUACAAGAUCAGGGCUACUGUCUACCAGACAACCUACCUGUGUUACUCUGGUACACUGGCUACAGACUACAAGAUCAGGGCUACUGUCUACCAGACAACCUACCUGUGUUACUCUGGUACACUGGCUACAGACUACAAGAUCAGGGCUACUGUC